AUGUCCGCAGACGGAACAGCUCCGCAAGCAGAGGUGUCAGUAUUCUCUACUAUCUCAUCAGCGCAACCAAAGCAAGCCUUAAGCUUACACAAAUACCUGUCUAGGGCCUCAAUCGCCACCCCCAUAAACCUUCUCCUCUUCUCCGUCUUCGCCCUCCUCGUCUACACGCAGCUUCGCCCUAAGCCUCCCGCCGUGCUCCCCAAGGCCCCCGCUCCCGUUGUCUUCCGCACCUUCACACCAAAAACACUUCUUCCCUUCAACGGUGAGAACGGCCAGCCCGUCUACCUUGCCGUGCGCGGGCGCGUGUUUGAUGUUUCGCCUGGACGGAACUUCUAUGGGCCGGGCGGACCCUACGAGAACUUCGCUGGCCGCGACGCAUCCCGUGGCUUGGCCCACCAGAGUUUCGAUAGGGAGAUGCUCACAGAGGACCUGUCGGGACCGUUGGAUGAUCUCAAGGAUCUGAAUGCGGACCAGUUGGAGAAUUUGCAGAGCUGGGAGGAGCGCUUCUCGGAGAAGUACCUUGUUGUCGGGAAGUUGGUUGCUGAGGGGGAUGCGGAAGCGCCCAAGUCUUGA
This is a messenger RNA of Aspergillus mulundensis, 573 nucleotides long. RefSeq names its product cytochrome b5-like heme/steroid binding domain-containing protein. Gene Ontology annotation, cellular component: membrane; endomembrane system. NCBI's taxonomy places the organism in Eukaryota, Fungi, Ascomycota, Eurotiomycetes, Eurotiales, Aspergillaceae. The transcript is spliced from 3 exons. The record is from RefSeq and is a predicted model, not a curated record. Bases 1 to 573 code for a protein of 190 amino acids.